Molecule: messenger RNA, 931 nt
Organism: Lolium perenne
Lineage: Eukaryota; Viridiplantae; Streptophyta; Magnoliopsida; Poales; Poaceae
Product: polyubiquitin-like
Molecular function (GO): protein binding
Source: RefSeq, a predicted model, not a curated record
UUGUCCAGAUCCACAAGGGAAAGACCGUCACCCUAGAGGUCAGGAUUUCAGACACAGUUGACAGCGUGAAAGCCAAGAUUCGUGACAUGGAGGGAAUCCCUCCAAACGAACAACACCUCAUCUAUGCUGGUUAUAGGAUGGAGGAAGGACACACCUUGGGUGAAUACAGCAUCCGAAAGGAGUCUACUAUUCUUCUCGAGUUUGAUCUCCAGAUUUUUGUGAAGACCCUUGCUGACAAACCAAUCCCUCUCAAGGUUAGGUCAUUAAAUACCAUCUGCGCUGUCAACUGGGAGCUUCAGGAUCAGUACCGCGGGCUUCAGCAUAAGCACCGUGGGCUUGAGGAUCGGCCCGGCAGACUCAUCUUCAACGGAGAGGAGCUACUAUACAGCUUUACAUUGGCUGACUAUGGCAUCCAGAAUGGAUCCACUCUCGAACAUGAUCUCGGUGUUGAAGAAAAGAUGGAAAUAUCUGUCAUCGAGACACUAACGGGCAUGAUAUUUCCUCUCGAAGUUACAGCUAUAGAUACCAUCGACAAUGUUAAGGCAAACAUUCAAGAUAAUCAUGGGUUUCCCAUGGGCCAACAACGCAUCAUCUUUGCCAACCGGCAGCUUGAGGACGGCCUCGCCCUGGCGGACCACAACAUCCAGAAUAAAUCAACCCUUCUCCUUGUCCUAUGCAACCCAUGUCCGAGAGGUAAGAUGCACAUCUAUGUGAAGACAUUAAUAAACAAGGUUUACACUCUUGAGGUUGAGAGCUCAGAUACCGUCUACGAUGUGAUGGCGAUGAUCCAGCGUAAGAGUGACAUCCCCACUAACGUUCAACGCCUAAUCUUUGGUGGCAAGCAACUUGAAGUCAAUCAGACCCUGACACACUACAACAUAGAGAUGUAUUCCGUCCUCUAUCUGGUGCUGAGGAUUGGUUGAAAUGUAUG